AUGAAUGCGUUUAUUAAGUUAAAAUGGAAAGGUUGUGGUGAUUUAUUGGGCAAUGAGACGCAGAUGGUGUUUUAUUGUGUUGGUGUGAUUGUGCUCGUAUGUUUCGGUGUUCGUGUACGCAAAAUGGACACAGCCUGCCUGGCUUGUCUAAGAAAUUAUGCGGAAAAAAGACAGCAGCUAUUCCUUAUUGAUAUAGGCUGUUCAUUUCGAUCCGCAAAGAGAUCCUCGUUAUCGUCAUCACGUCGUCGUUUCUCAUCGUCACCAAGUUACAAACUAUCCGAAUCGCACCAAAUUCGUCUCAAUCAAAGCGAUCACUCUGCUAGUAGUGGAAUCAUGAUAGUUGACCGUGAUGAUUCGCUGAGGAGUAGCACCACCACUCCAACGUCAAUAACACCUCACUCAACCACCACAUCUCAAAUGCCACCCGAAAAUGAGAUCCUGAACGCCUUCGAGGAUGUGCUCGUUAGUGCUUAA
Anisakis simplex (herring worm) is the source of this 474-nucleotide messenger RNA. Lineage: Eukaryota; Metazoa; Nematoda; Chromadorea; Rhabditida; Anisakidae. The record is from the annotation of a GenBank genome assembly.